AUGAAUGCGAAGAAAAUACGAGAGAUGGCUUGUUGGGAGCAAUUGCAUCACUUGUGGACCAAAAUAAUUCUUCUGCCGACCUUUGUUGUAGCGAAUCUCAACUCGAACAAUGAAAGCGAUCUUCAUUUAGUUGUACGGAUACGAAUUGAUACUAUAAUAAGAAGAACGCAAUGCCGCCCUAAAAUAAGAAAGUUUCUGGAACAUACUUUAUAUUCACGAGUUGAUCAAAUAUUCCUCUGGGUGACUACAAUUCUCCAUAUCCUAGAGAGAACAUACCUUGCCUCCCAAAAUGACUUUCAGCGAAUCGUUAACAAACUCCCAAGGGGCUUGACAGCUACUUACGAACGCUUUCUACUUAGCAUUCACUCGGAGUAUCAGAACAUAUCAAAUAAGCUACUGCAUUUGAUUGUUGGUAGUAUGCGCUCACUUUCGCUAGACGAACUUCGAAAUUUACUGGCUAUCCAGCCCCACUAUCGAAAUAUGGAUCAAGUCGAGGAGGAGUGCCAGCAUAAUAUUAACGAAACCAUCCAGGGAAUACUAGGUCCAUUGGUACGAAUAUCUGAUGACAAAGUAACCCUUGUGCACCAGUCUGCCAAGGAAUUCUUGCAAAACCUUUGGACUUGGAAGGAUAAUCCUUCAUCUCAAGUGUUCGGCGUUGAAAUCGAGAAAGCCAACUCUCUAUUGACUGAAGCAACGAUGUCAUAUCUUCUAUUGAAUGAUUUUGCGGUCGAUAAGUUCGCGUAUGCGACUGAUGUCGGCUCACCUGGGAGUGCACAACCUGAGGACAAGGACACUGUCUGGGACGCAUUCGAACUAGAAGAAGAUAUUACUCUCCCAGAAGUUGAAUAUACAAGCUACCAUACAUACCAGGAUAUCGCUGCUGCUCAUACUCUUUUCAAUUACUCUGCUCGAUAUUGGUCAGAGCACUAUUCGAGAUCAGGAUCAGCAAAGAUAGGUGCUUUUAAGUCUGCCUUCAGUCUACUGAACAUGCGUCAGAAUUGUUCUAAGAAUUGGUUUCAUUACUUUUGGUUCUUUUCAGAACCAGGUUGUUUAUACCCUUCCAAAUUUGAUACAUUGAUUGCCGCAUGCUACUUUGGUCACGUCGAAAUACUGGGUGCGUCAUUGGCAAGAGAUUAUAAGCACGAUCAAACUAUCACAGAGACAGCUAUAAAGGGCAACCUAGAGAUUGUUGAUGCUCUAAGAACUCGUAUUUGGCACAGCAUGACUGUCUCAAUAGCAUUACAUCCUCUGAUUGUCGCAGCUCGAUUUGGAUGCCUGGAAGUUAUCCAAAUCAAUGGUCAUAUUGAUAUCGUCAAAACAUUACUUGAAGACUCUCGCGUAAAAUUGGUCGUUCAAGAUGUAAACAAAUGGACAUCAUUCUUUUGGGCCGUUGGUAGCAAGCACUUAGAUAUCGUGCAGUUCUCGCGAAACCCCGAGACAGAUGUUAAUCAUGUUGACAAAAGAGGGCGGAACGUACUCUCUUGGGCGGCUGAAAGUGGUGAAAUCCAAAUUGUCACACGUUUAUUGACGAUAGAUCGACUGCAUUGUCAGAAUCAAGAUUUCUCUGGACGAGAUGCCUUAUCGUGGGCUGCUGCUGCUGGGUAUCUAGAGGUAAUUAAACUUUUACUCGAGAGUGGAAAACUAAAAAUAUCUGGUAGGAGACUUGGUCAUAUUUUGUGUCCCCAUAUCGCUGAAAUACCUAUACAAUAUCUAUGGGUAUAUCACUAUGGUCGAUAUAAUAGUCAGCAUGUGAUAGUCUAG
Messenger RNA from Botrytis fragariae, 1761 nucleotides. RefSeq names its product putative ankyrin repeat protein. The transcript has 6 exons. The record is from RefSeq and is a predicted model, not a curated record. Gene Ontology annotation, molecular function: protein binding. Bases 1 to 1761 code for a protein of 586 amino acids. Lineage: Eukaryota; Fungi; Ascomycota; Leotiomycetes; Helotiales; Sclerotiniaceae.